AUGAUAUGGUAUCAUAACUUACCUAAGCAUUUGAUUGACUCGUUUGCUAUGCUUAUGGAUGCUUUUGUCAAAGCUCAUGCUGGAGCCAUUAAAGUUGAAACCCAAAAAUCGGACCUGUUCAACAUUAAACAGCGAGAUGAUGAAACCCUCCGUGAGUUUGUGGCCCAGUUUCAAAUUGAGCAUAUCGACCUGUCUCCGGUUAAGGAUGCUUGGGCCGUUCAGGCUUUCACCCAGGGGCUCAACCCGAGAAGCUCGAUCAUAUCUAUGGAGCUGAAGCAAAAUCUGGUGGAAUACCCGGCAAUCACUUUGGCCGAUGUGCACAACAGGUAUCAAUCGAAAAUCAAGGUCGAGGAUGAUAAGAUUUUGAGAGCCGCAUCGGGGUCGUGGCGUCCCAAUAAAGGGAAUGAUCGAUCGAGAAGAACGACAGAUCGAGAAUCGAAACCAUCAUAUGACAGGUACCAGCCUUAUCCACCUGAUCGAAGGGGUAACGUGCACAACGGCGAACCAGGCAAAAGUGAUAAGAGGAAUGAUUGA
Messenger RNA from Lycium ferocissimum, 534 nucleotides. RefSeq lists its product as uncharacterized. The record is from RefSeq and is a predicted model, not a curated record. The transcript has a single exon. NCBI's taxonomy places the organism in Eukaryota, Viridiplantae, Streptophyta, Magnoliopsida, Solanales, Solanaceae. Bases 1 to 534 code for a protein of 177 amino acids.